GUGUCACAAAGGGGAGACUUGGCGCCUGCGCAAUCUUGUGCGUUCCCAGUAUCCAUUGCAGGAAAGGACGCCCCGGAAGUCAUACGACUGGAUAAUAUGGAUUAUAUUCUAUAAUAUACACACCAAUCUCGCUCAUUGAAAAUAGUCCCGCCGUCCAUGUAUAUACUGUCAAUGAAUCCGGCGAAAAUUGGCUCCAACCGAACACGCCCAGUUUUCGACGCAUUCCGACAAAAUUCGGCUCUAGCCGACCAAACCCCUUCUCUCAUCGUGGUGAAAGUGUCCCCGACAGACAGAUGCAGUGCUUUGGGUCGUGGUCAGGUGUGUGCUGAUGUCAGUGAUGGGACUCCCAGAGUGCUUUGUUGUUGCUGCGAGACAGUUCUUGACAUCAGGAAAGAAGAAAUUCUUGUCGGUGCCUUCAUGCUUGAGCCUUGCUGUCCAGGUCUUAGCUGUAGAUUCAGGUCUGAAGCCUGCAAUGGUGUAUGACACAAACUCAGCAGGACCAGAUCAGGUCCAGCGGUACCUUGACAAGCUGCGAGCAUUGGGCCAUGUGAAAAAUGCAGUACGCAUAGUCACAAUCGACGAUAAUAUCCUUAUUAUAAAUUUAGAUCUGAUUAUCAUGCACUUGGAAGAGCUUCUCCUGAAAAAGAAUGUUGCUGUAAUUGACGUGUCCAAGUCUAGGGACCAGCCUGCACUGGCUACAAUGGAAUCCAGUGGCAUUGAGGAGUCGAUGCAGGGAAUUCUGCAUAGUAUGAGAACAUUGGAGAGGGACAGCCUAGUGGUCCCUGCAGUAGGAGAGCAGUUGUGUGCUGGAUGGAACUUAUGCUCUGUGUAUGGGAUCCUCCUGGGCUUCCCAGCCACCUAUUGGUUUGACCAGAAGAGGAGCUUUGAGAACUGCCUGAGCAUGGUGCCGCUGGUGGUCACCACGGCAAGGGCUUCCUGGGAUGCCGUUGCCGGGGGCUACAAGCAGGUUUUCUCCUCCUUCAGCAUCCCACAACUGCUAAUAAAAGAGACUCAGCCCUUAUUGGACUCAUGGACAGAAAAACUGCAAGAGCGAUUCAGUCAACAGUCCACCUUCUCUGCACUUACCGUUUCCACAGAGACGGUCCGAUUGCCCUCUCUUUCCCUCUGACUGACUUCAUGUCCAAAUAUUUUAGAAUAAGUAUUUUACAGAAAAAUUACCAAAUGUCUCAGCAAUUACUUCUGGCUGUUACAGAAACAUACACUUGAUUAAUCAAUUCAGAUCAUUUAAAUGGGGUGUUGCAAAUUCCAGUUUUGUUCUUGUCACAUCAGCACACAUCAACAUUUGACAAUAAAUAGGUUAUGGAUCCAAUGAAUGAUGGCUGAGAAGUCAAAUGAGUUCAUUUUAAUGGGAUCCAUGCCCUGUACAAGACUCAUACAGUAUUUGGAUUUAUGGGUCACUCAUCUUGGAUUGUAAUCAAGACCAUCACAGAGCAGUGUGAAUCCUAACAUCACACAAUAAUCACUUUCUGGUGCUUGUAUUGUGCAAUCAUGUUGAGUGCAUCUUGGCCCUGUUAAAUAAAUUUAAAUGUAUACUU
This is a messenger RNA of Anguilla rostrata (American eel), 1556 nucleotides long. RefSeq names its product chromosome 11 C1orf74 homolog (gene c11h1orf74). The transcript has 2 exons. Lineage: Eukaryota; Metazoa; Chordata; Actinopteri; Anguilliformes; Anguillidae. Bases 329 to 1129 code for a protein of 266 amino acids. The record is from RefSeq and is a predicted model, not a curated record.